Vigna umbellata (rice bean) is the source of this 672-nucleotide messenger RNA. Its product is annotated as umecyanin-like. Gene Ontology annotation, molecular function: electron transfer activity. NCBI's taxonomy places the organism in Eukaryota, Viridiplantae, Streptophyta, Magnoliopsida, Fabales, Fabaceae. The record is from RefSeq and is a predicted model, not a curated record. Gene Ontology annotation, cellular component: plasma membrane.
UGCCAUUGUUAUAUAUCUUCACUACACUUUACACCAACAAAAACAUAUUUUGCAAGAAUUUUGAACACGAACAACAUGGUUAGUUCGCUCUGUCUUAGUUUAAUGGUGACAGUUUUAAUGUUUGUACAGUAUUCAGAGGCACAAAGAGUGUUCAAUGUUGGAGACGGCACGGGCUGGACAACCCCACAAGAUUCCUCCACAUACCAAUCUUGGGUUUCUGACAAAACUUUUGCAGUCGGAGAUAUUCUACACUUCGAUUUUCAGACACAACAGCAUAACCUGGUUGAAGUGCCGGAAGAAUCCUACACUUCGUGCACUUCGACUAAUCCUAUACGUACAUAUACAACGGGUCCGGUCAACGUUACCCUUGACACAGCCGGUCAACAUUACUACAUCUGUAGCAUCGGUCAACACUGUAUACGUGGACAGAGGUUAGCCGUCAAUGUCUCCGGCUCCGGUUUGCCACCUUCCACCGCCGUUUCACCGGGUGCCAACACCACUCCGCAACCACCACCACCUUCAUCUCCGGCAGCCACUUUUUCCCCUGCUUCCGUUGCCUUCUUUCUCUUCUUAUCCUCAUUUAUUGUAGUGCUUUUUGGACAUCAUGCUUGAAGUGUUCAAUCUGAUUUAUGAGUGUGACCUACUAAUAAUUAUAUGUUUCCUAUGUUGUAG